Messenger RNA from Exophiala xenobiotica, 861 nucleotides. RefSeq lists its product as uncharacterized. The coding region runs from base 1 to 861 and encodes 286 amino acids. Gene Ontology annotation, molecular function: protein kinase activity; ATP binding. The transcript is spliced from 3 exons. The record is from RefSeq and is a predicted model, not a curated record. NCBI's taxonomy places the organism in Eukaryota, Fungi, Ascomycota, Eurotiomycetes, Chaetothyriales, Herpotrichiellaceae. Gene Ontology annotation, biological process: regulation of mRNA processing; spliceosomal complex assembly; protein phosphorylation.
AUGGAAGACUUAUCUAUCUAUCAUGAUACAAACCUUCUUAUGAACCAAGAGGAUAUGUCGAAGUACCGCCCUGGUGGAUUCCAUCCGGUCUGCCUUGGAGAUAUCUUCAAGGAUGGCCGUUACAAGGUACAUCACAAGCUUGGCUGGGGUGGGUAUUCCACCGUCUGGCUGGCUUUAGACCAAGAGCGCGGAGAAUGGGUUACGAUCAAAAUUAAAACGGCGAACAGUUCGAAGCAAUCUCAAGAACUUCAUAAUUUACUAUCAUUGGCAAGCAUGGCCAAUGGAAAUCUAGGCUCCAAAUACAUCGUCCAGUUACUCGGUCAUUUCUUUCACCAAGGGCCUAAUGGAAACCAUCAGUGCCUGGUGUUUGAGUUACUUGGUCCUACCGUUGAUGCGGUCGUCGGAGAUAUCAAUCUAGGUGGAGACGUUCUCGAACCGGCAACUAUCCUCAGAAUGUCUAAACAACUGCUGCAAGCUAUUCAAUUCAUGCAUGAGGUUGACUACACACAUGGGGAUUUGAGUGGCAGGAAUGUUGCCUUCACGUCUAAUAAUUUAUCAAAGUUGACAGAAGAGGAACUCUUUGAGGCCCUCGGCCCGCCUGAGACGGAAAAAUUGACACGUCGAGAUGGAAAGACUUUAAGUCGAGGCGUACCGUCACAGCUGGUAAAAGCAACAGGCUGGGAUAACUGGAUAGAUGAAGAUGAGGAAGAUAUUCGGGUUUUUGACUUGGGAGAGGCUUUCCCGAAAGGAGCCGAGCCUGACAAGCUCCCUCAACCUUCACAUUUAAGGUCUCCAGAAACGAUUUUCACGGGCUGCUGUAACUACGGACACGAUUUAUGGCGUGCGGGUAUUAUGGUGUGA